UGUGUCUCGCACUGUCUCAGAGCAACGUCUUUUUCGCACUAUCCAUGGAAAAAGGAACCAGAGUCUUGUUUAAACCAGGGUAGGGCCUGUUCUCCUUUCCAUGCCAAAUCCCCAGACGAUGUUGAAUUAUGAACGUGCCACAUCAUGAGUCUCUUGUGGCAGGUAACUGUGCACCAUACCUGGAAUGCUGCCCUGCUUUUUGUAGUCUACCUCAUGGUGCGAGUGUUAAGUCUAUGUGCCGCCUCAGUGGGACCACAGAGCUGCCCGGUGGUCUGCUCCUGCAGUAACCAGUUCAGCAAGGUGGUGUGUACUCGCCGCGGCCUCACCAAGGUCCCCUCGGGCAUCCCCUCCAACACACGGUACCUCAACCUGAUGGAGAACAGCAUCGAGAUGAUCCAGGCAGACACAUUCCGCCAUCUCCACCAUAUGGAGAGGCUGCAGCUGGGAAGGAAUGCUAUCCGGCAGAUUGAGGUCGGCGCCUUCAAUGGUCUGACCAGUCUGAACACCCUGGAGCUAUUUGACAACCGGCUCACUGUCAUACCCAGUGGCGCUUUCGAAUACCUGUCCAAACUGCGUGAGUUAUGGCUCAGGAAUAACCCCAUUGAGAGCAUACCCUCCUAUGCUUUCAAUCGGGUGCCCUCCUUAAUGCGCCUGGAUUUGGGGGAACUGAGGAAACUGGAGUACAUUUCAGAUGGUGCUUUUGAGGGAUUGUACAAUUUAAAAUACCUUAAUCUUGGAAUGUGUAACAUCAGAGAAAUGCCCACUCUGUCCCCGUUAGUUGGGCUGGAGGAGCUGGAGAUUUCGGAAAACCACUUUCCAGAAAUUAAACCUGGAUCUUUUCGGGGACUGAAAUCCUUGAAAAAGCUCUGGAUUAUGAACUCCCAGAUCAGCCUAAUAGAACGUAAUGCUUUUGAUGAUGUCACAGCAUUGAUGGAGCUCAACCUGGCCCAUAACAACCUUAGCUCCUUGCCCCAUGACCUUUUUACACCUUUGCGGUACCUGGUGGAGCUACACUUGCACCAUAACCCCUGGAAUUGCAACUGUGAUGUGGUGUGGCUUUCCUGGUGGCUGAGAGAGUACAUCCCCACAAACUCCACCUGCUGUGGCCGCUGCCACUCGCCAGCCCACAUGCGGGGCCGCUACCUGGUGGAGGUGGACCAGACCACCUUUCAGUGCUCUGCACCUUUUAUUGUAGAUGCACCACGGGAUCUGAACAUCUCGGCAGAACGUGUGGCUGAGCUAAAGUGCCGCACGGCACCCAUGUCAUCUGUUCGGUGGUUACUGCCCAAUGGCACUGUCCUGACUCAUGGGUCCAACCAUCCGCGGAUAUCUGUGCUCAAUGAUGGGACACUCAACUUCUCCAACGUGCUGCCCUCUGACACAGGGAUUUACACCUGCAUGGUGACCAACGUGGCAGGGAACUCCAAUGCCUCAGCCUAUCUCAAUGUCAGCAACGCAGAGCUCAACACAUCCAACCUGAGUUACUUCACUACUGUCACUGUGGAGGUCGUUGAGCCCCCUUCUGAGGAGACACCUAAGCCCAAAAUGGUGACUGCCUCACCUUCCGUCUUUCAACCAGUGUUCAUAUCGACACCCACUGUCCUCCUGGAGAACACCAAGACACCAGAGCAGGUGUCUGUUCCAACCACCAAAGGCACAGAAAAACCCCCCACGAGCUUGGACGAGGUCAUGAAGACAACCAAGAUCAUUAUUGGCUGCUUUGUUGCAGUCACCCUGUUGGCGGCAGUCAUGCUGAUUGCUUUUUACAAACUGCGCAAGCGCCACCAGCAGCGAAGCACAGUGGCAGCCACAAGGACUAUAGAGAUCAUUCAAGUGGAUGAGGACAUGGGCAGGGCAGCCUCCGCCACAAGUAUACCGGGAGAGGGGGCAGUAGUGCUAUCUACCAUCCGAGAUCACAACAAUACCUACAAUACCUACAAGGCCAACUACAACACCUACAAACCAGCACAUGGGUCCCACUGGACGGGAAACAACAUAAGCAACUCUCUUCACCGACCCAGGCCCCGGCCUAUAACGACUAUCCCAGAGCACUACAUAACAAAAACUCAAAAAAAAGAGAAGGUACAGGAAACACAGAUUUAACAUUCCCAUACCCUUCUAUUUCCUGUUAAAAAUGCAAUAGAAUGCACAAAAAGACAGUAAAUUUUGUACAGUGUGCAAAACUAAGACUGUUUUCUUGUACAUGCUUAUACAUAAAACCUAUAAAUAUAAAUAUAUAUGAAAGAUAAAACAAUCUACUUUGGGCUGGUAAGAGAACAUUAUAUAAAAAAUACAUUUAAACUAUUUUGUAACUUGUAACUUUAUUUAAAAAUGCGAGCUGUUAAGAUGUGAUGAUUUUGAGAAAUGAGGGUGAAUCUGUUUGAAAAAGGGCAUUCUAUAAUUUUUAGACAAUGCUAUCUAGGAUGCAGUGAAUUCUUAUUUAUACAGAGAAGACUUUCUAAAGAAGAGCCCCAAAUUUAACUUUACAGGUUUAUCUUGUAAAAACACCAAGAAUUUGUACUGUGCCAAAAGUUACAAUUGCAAUAAAGGAUUUUUUGGAAGAAAAAAAGGAAAAUUUAACAACCUUUUUCCAGUUGAAAGUGAAAAUAAGCAUA
Scleropages formosus (Asian bonytongue) is the source of this 2615-nucleotide messenger RNA. RefSeq names its product leucine-rich repeat-containing protein 4-like. Bases 145 to 2103 code for a protein of 652 amino acids. Gene Ontology annotation, molecular function: protein binding. The transcript has a single exon. The record is from RefSeq and is a predicted model, not a curated record. Gene Ontology annotation, cellular component: plasma membrane; postsynaptic density membrane; glutamatergic synapse. Gene Ontology annotation, biological process: synaptic membrane adhesion; modulation of chemical synaptic transmission; excitatory synapse assembly. NCBI's taxonomy places the organism in Eukaryota, Metazoa, Chordata, Actinopteri, Osteoglossiformes, Osteoglossidae.